Wallemia ichthyophaga EXF-994 is the source of this 2289-nucleotide messenger RNA. Its product is annotated as Carbon catabolite-derepressing protein kinase. The transcript has 2 exons. NCBI's taxonomy places the organism in Eukaryota, Fungi, Basidiomycota, Wallemiomycetes, Wallemiales, Wallemiaceae. Bases 1 to 2289 code for a protein of 762 amino acids. Gene Ontology annotation, cellular component: cytoplasm. The record is from RefSeq and is a predicted model, not a curated record. Gene Ontology annotation, molecular function: protein serine/threonine kinase activity; ATP binding. Gene Ontology annotation, biological process: protein phosphorylation; intracellular signal transduction.
AUGUCACAAACUAAAUCAAAGAGACCUUCAAAGAUUGGUCAGUAUCAAGUACUUCAAACGCUUGGUACUGGCUCAUUUGGCAAGGUUAAAUUGGCUGUACACGCGCUCACUGGGCACAAAGUGGCUAUGAAGAUCCUCAAUAAGCGUAAGAUACACAGUCUAGAUAUCAGCUCCAGGGUCAAGAGGGAGAUACAGUACCUGAAGCUCCUCCGCCAUCCCCACAUAAUCAAGUUAUACGAGGUUAUUUCUACUCCGACUGACAUUAUAAUGGUCAUGGAGUAUGCUGGCAAUGAGCUUUUUAAUUAUAUCGUUGAACGCGGCAGAAUGCCCGAGGAUGAAGCUCGCAGAUUCUUCCAGCAGAUCAUUUGCGCUGUGGAAUACUGCCACAGACAUUCCAUAGUUCACCGCGACUUGAAACCGGAGAAUCUUCUUCUAGACGACUUCAAUAUGGUCAAAAUUGCAGAUUUCGGUCUAUCGAACAUAAUGACUGACGGUGAUUUCCUUAAGACGAGCUGUGGUAGUCCAAACUACGCAGCACCUGAAGUUAUAUCGGGCAAGCUAUACGCAGGUCCUGAGAUUGAUAUCUGGUCAUGCGGUGUUAUCCUAUACGUCAUGCUCUGCGGAAGAUUACCUUUCGACGAUGAAUUCAUUCCUAAUCUCUUUAAGAAGAUAAAUGGCGGUGUUUAUCACCUUCCAAGCUACCUUUCUCAAGAGACCAAAAGUCUACUCACUCAAAUGCUCAUCGUAGACCCUGUCAAACGCAUUACUAUACCAGAGAUACGUGAUCUGCCUUGGUUCAAGGUCAGCCUUCCCAAGUACCUAGAACCGCUCCCACCAACGACGCCAUCGAAUGAGAAAGAAGAGCCACCAGCACCUUUGCCUGAGAAUGAUGCUCAGGUUAGUCCGGAUCUCGGACCGAUCGACCGUAGCAUCGUCAACGACCUCGUUGAAAAGAUGGGACCGUUUGACAUAUCGCAAAUAAUAAACGAGCUGAAAUCAUCUCACGACAACCAAUUUAAAGUCGCGUACCAGCUUGUGCGCGACCAAAAGAGAAUGGUUGAGACAGCCGGCGACAGACAAGACCAAGCGAUGGAUAACUUCCUAUCUAGUUCCCCACCUGCGUGGAAUGCAGGUCUCGAGCAUAUGACAGGGUCGCGGAGAUCGACGUCGAUCAAGCGCAAGUCGAGGAAUGCCGCAGCAGCUGCAGCUGCGGCCACUCCUGCACAAGAGAAACAACAGCAACCUGAAGACUACGAUGAAUAUGAUGAAUUCGACGAACUCGAUGACUUUGAUUUGGAAGAGCGUUUUACUGUGCUCGAUUCGUCACUCCCGCAGAACAACGAGGAUGAUGGCGUGGGUGCCAGCUCGACAGCGUAUAGGAUGGAGUCUCUCAAGCUCAACAGCGGUGGAAGAGGGGAGCGCGGAGAGAGAAAGGAUCCCACUAAGGUACUCCAGAGCAGAAGCUCGCAGCCUAUCAGCGUCGAGCCCAUGUCGACAAUCCCAGCGCCCUCGAGCGGUGCAGACGAGCGUGAGCGCGAGCGUGAAGGAGAAGGAGAACGUGAACGCGCGCGUGUUCAUGAACGUGAUCGUGAUCGUGAGCGCCACGCUAAAGAUACCAUUAAUCACGUCUCUUCGGCAGCAUCACCUAAGGACAAAGAGAAGGAUAAGGAGAGAGAGAAAGGUGGUGCGACAACCUCCAAAAAGUCAAAAGCUUCUAAAUGGCACUUUGGGAUAAGGUCGCGCUCCCCGCCAAUGGAGGUGAUGUUGGAAAUAUAUCGCACGCUGAAAUCGCUCGGAAUGGAGUGGAAGACGAAAGAUCUUCCGGCGGAUCCACCGCGUGGAGAUGUCGACGAUAGUCGCGUGCAGGACCUCUUCUUCGUGGAGACACGCUCACGUAUUAAGAAUGUUAUCAUUCGCAUGGAUCUUCAGCUGUAUCGCGUUGAUGAAAGUAACUAUCUCGUCGACUUUCGUCUUGUUGACUACUUCCCCAUUGCUGCUACAUCUGAUGACUAUAUACGGCACGAGGGAGUAGCUGAGGAGCGAGAGAAGGAGCAUGAAUAUGGACAUGAACACCCCCAUGGUGCUAAAAGUCCAGGAGAAAGCCACAGGAGCCACAGCAACAGCGUUAGCGCCAGCGCAUCAGAGGGCCAUAGCACACCCAACGUUGACAGGCUGUCAGACACUAAUCAGAAACUAGGGCAAUCAUACGAAGGCGAUGUGUGGUCGCCAUUCCUCUUUCUCGAUUGUGCAUGCAAGCUUAUAGUGGAAUUGGCUGGAGCGGGUGCGUAG